Molecule: messenger RNA, 423 nt
Organism: Penicilliopsis zonata CBS 506.65
Lineage: Eukaryota; Fungi; Ascomycota; Eurotiomycetes; Eurotiales; Aspergillaceae
Exons: 5
Coding region: 100-330 (76 amino acids)
Molecular function (GO): calcium ion binding
Source: RefSeq, a predicted model, not a curated record
GGCAUGGAGGGGUAGCAAUAAUAGUAUUUAUUCUCUUUCCUCUUCUCUUCUUCUUUUCAUCAGAAUAGUUCGUCUUCAUAGCUGAUAUAUACUGUCAUCAUGCCCCGAUACACCCGCGAGGAAAUCAACCAGUGGAAGGCGGUCUUCGCUGAGAUGAACACAGAUGGUGACCGCUUCCUGACCCCCGCCGAGGUCAUCGCCCACGCCAAGAAGGAAGGCAUCGAGAUGACCGACGAGCAGGCCAAGGAGUACAUUGAUAUCAUGGAUGUCAACAAGAACGGCACCGUAGAGUUCAGCGAGUUUAUCAAGGCUUUGGGAGAGAGGACCUAGUGGCUAGCUGAGUAUAUAGCUAGCUCUUCUAUUGCACCAUAUUCAUCUGGAAAUAAUCAGCUAUUUGAUCGCAAUGGAUUUCCUUUAAUGCCC